Colletotrichum siamense is the source of this 2343-nucleotide messenger RNA. RefSeq lists its product as uncharacterized. The record is from RefSeq and is a predicted model, not a curated record. Bases 1 to 2343 code for a protein of 780 amino acids. NCBI's taxonomy places the organism in Eukaryota, Fungi, Ascomycota, Sordariomycetes, Glomerellales, Glomerellaceae. The transcript is spliced from 6 exons.
AUGGAAGUCGAAUGCGGACAGUGGAGCGAGCAUGAGCAGCCGUUGUGGCCUAGGGGAGAAGAGCCAGACAGGCUGCACCCGGGAAGCUCGUAUUUGUCGAGCACAAGCUUGCCGGAGCAUGUCGGCAACCCGGCGUCGCAAGGAGCAGAGCAUUUUCCUUCGUUGUUCCCCAUGACAGCAAAUCGAAUGGCUCAGUCUCCUCGCAACGGAGUUACGACGCCAGUAAUGCAUUGUUUCGGCGGUAUAAACAUGCUCGGAUCUGGCAUCAACAUGGAUCCGCAACCUAUGACUGCACAGUACUCUUGGGCGCAGGAUGUUGAUGGCAUGUUCGCUCCUUCGCACCACAUCAAUGCCCCCAAUGCUUUUCAGUCCCCUAUGUACAUCUCUCUGCAGCAUUGUGAUUCUGCGCCCUCGGAGAAGCAGACUCUACAGCCGCAUGCGAACACGUCUACGAGGUUCCAGGGCAGUGAUACACGCAUGCAGUUUUCGGGUUUUGGGCAUUCAGCCGUCCAUUACUCUGCAGACAUCCAUCCAAAUGGGGCAUAUUCGUACCGCUCGCCGCCAGAAAGCGAGACAAGCUCGCAAUCUUCACAAGGAUCUCCUCCUGAAUCUUUUAGCUACCCUUCACAUGGAGAUUCAAUUCCCAGCGAAGCAUCGAAAUCGCCGUUACUUGAACAAGAACUCCCAGGAGAUACACAAUCUACGAUCCCUGUUGACCCGGAGCUUGGUCGGCCUUCGUCUUACUUUGCGUCAAAGACGGCACAUCAACCCAGGCUGAAAACUCACCUCCCAGCAAGCGUUGACUCCCAGUUGAUGCCUCCCCCUUCAGCCGUUCCUGCGAAGAGACAUUUGGUGGACCUGGAGGCGGAGGAAGGGCUCGGCAAGGUUCCCUGUCGGGGCGGCCCCUUGACGCAGAAAAAGCGACUGGAUGCGGCAUCGACGAGGAAGUUGGGGGCAUGUAUUCGUUGCAGGAUGCAGCAUUUGACGUGUGAACCUAACCCGGAGCAUCCUGAGGGUCCCUGUCUCACCUGUACAAAGCUCAACAGAAAGUCGCCCAAAGUCGUCCACAGGAAUCUCUGCUGUCGGGCCAAGAUGGGCGAGAUCCAACUUUCCUUGCCAUGCAAUCUAGGCAUCACAGAACGAAAGUUUCAGAGCCUCGCAGAGCACGACCUCACUGAUGACGAGUGGAUGUCCAACAAGGUUGAAACGGUUCAGCUUAUGACUAGAGGAUUGUGCCGUCAUCCCCUCAAUAUUCGAGUGCGACUUUUCUCUCAGGAGCGAUAUGACAGACUCAACUAUUCGAUCAGGACUAGAUCGGGAGAUAAAGAGCACAUGCAUCUCCCGCCAUACGCCUUGGCCAAUGUGAGGGAUACGAGGCGCUCCUUUCAAGCAUACUUGGAUGAAAACUUCAUUACCAGCUUGAAGGAGCAGAUCGACAAGGAAGGCACUCAUCCCAUUAUUAGGGAACACUAUUUGGAAGCCCUGAUGCAUUACGACAAGCUUUGUGACGACUUCGAUGAGGAUAACAAGGAAAGACAAGUCCUCAAAGACUUUUUCAAGCUCAGAAUGGCACUCCAUCACUGCAUGAGUCCUUCUUGGGUGUAUGAUGAGUCUACUGGAAGCCACAAGUGCCUCGGAGUCUACAGAGUCAAGGACGAGAAGCAUCCUCUUCUUCACCGAAUCCCAACACCUCGAAUGAUUGUGGCCCAGCUUUACGCGAUUGUUUGUACGAAAUUUGUGGACACACUUACCGAGAAAGUGCUCCAUAAUCUCGAGCAGCUCUACAGCAGAGCGAAAUUCCAGCCGUUCUUCACAGUCUAUGUGGUUACCUUCCUGCUUCUCCAUGAAGUCUCAUUGACCAUUGGCCAUUGGAAGGAUGGAAGGGAGGUUUUCACCGGCAUCAUAAAAGAGCCGAUGUUGCCUCAAACAACAGACCCUUUUGCCACCAAAAUGUGUCACAACGCAGAGAUUCUGUUGUUGCAUUGGCACUACUACAGGAGGAAGCCCAAUGCUUCGGUGGCAGGAGACAACUUCUAUGGCGACGACAUGAACAAAGGCUUUCUGUCGGACGUCUCCGGAAGUCAGAAGUUUCUUGUCAAAAAGACUUGGGUUGACCUGAAGCAGAAGUUUACAAACGAACUUUUUGAUGAAAAUGAUUUCCAAGGCUCGGGUGGACUUGAGCUUGACAUUCAUCCCCUCUACUGGGCUUCGCAGAUGUUUGUUGAAAACUGGGUACCCUUCCAACACGUCUCGGUCCGUCGCAAAGGUACGUCCGCGACCUCGCCGUGGACACCGGGGACGCCACCAGAGAUGCCAUCGCUGGAAGAGGAUUGCCGCACCUGA